This is a messenger RNA of Penicillium macrosclerotiorum, 2991 nucleotides long. RefSeq lists its product as uncharacterized. Bases 1 to 2991 code for a protein of 996 amino acids. Gene Ontology annotation, molecular function: GTPase activator activity; myosin II binding; syntaxin binding. NCBI's taxonomy places the organism in Eukaryota, Fungi, Ascomycota, Eurotiomycetes, Eurotiales, Aspergillaceae. The transcript is spliced from 7 exons. The record is from RefSeq and is a predicted model, not a curated record. Gene Ontology annotation, cellular component: plasma membrane; cytoplasm. Gene Ontology annotation, biological process: regulation of protein secretion; establishment of cell polarity; regulation of exocytosis.
AUGGCGCAGUUCUUAAGAGGCAAGCAAGCUGGUAUCCAGCGAGAUUUGUCGGAGGGUCUCUCCCCGGACUUCUUCGGGCUUGACGAUUUUGCGCGAUGCGGUGUCAACUCCCAAAUCAGUGCGGUCACCUAUGAUCCGGUUCAAUCUCUUCUCGCCAUUGGAACGAGUGAUACUCAAUUUGGAAGCGGUCAGAUCUAUGUCUUUGGACAGCGGCGCGUGUUGGUCGUCUUUGACUUUCCGCGCAAGGCCUCGGCAAAGUUCCUCCAGUUCUGCGCUGGCAAGCUCAUCAGCGUCGACUCUAAGAACGAAGUCUGCAUUUUCUCAUUGGAAAAUAAAUGCUUGGUGACAUCAUAUGCGCCGCCGGGUCAAGCGACUGCCCUCGCAACAGACCCAAGUCUCGAUUACGCCUUUAUUGGCUUGUCAAAUGGCGAGAUAAUCGCUUAUGAUCUCGACCGAGAGACUUUGACGCCAUUCAAGAUUCCGAACUUAUGGUUGGAACGCAACCCGCGAGCCCGGCUUUUCCCUGUCAUCUCCCUUGAAUUCUCUACGAGAGAUAUCGGCAAGAUUCUCAUCGGCUAUCCGGAAGGAGCUGUCACUUUUUCAUUCAAACAAAAUGUCGCGCAAAAGUAUUUUGUCUAUGAAGUUCCCACUGGUGCUCCGGGCGGGGACCCCGAGAUGUCCUCCGCGGGUGUACGUCGACCAAAAUUGACCCAUGCCGUGUGGCAUCCAAACGGCACUUUCGUUUUGACUGUCCAUGAGGAUACCAGCUUGGUCCUCUGGGAUUCGAAGGAUGGCCGAAAGCUUCAUGCCAGAACUAUUCAGGCCACUAAUGUUGAUCAGCCCGGUGCUUCGGGCCGGCCCAGCUCGGCAGACGUGCCGUCUGGCCCUAAAGAGCCCAUUACCAGGGUCAAGUGGUGUGCUAAAGAUAACCCUGAUGAUACUGGUCUUUUAGUUGCCGGUGGCAAAAGCGCCGGGGAUCCAAAUAAGGGCCUCACUUUCCUCGAUAUGGGGCCGACUCCGAACUACUCGACGUCAUCAUGGCAAAUCUUGGCCGCAUAUUUUGAGAGAACUCGCCGAGUCAUCAAUCUUCCUAUCCCUACGGGUGCACAUGCUGUUGAUUUCUGCCUUGUCCCCCGGGCCUCUCCGUAUUUCGCAGGGGCCCAUGAUCCAAUUGCCCUGAUUGCCGUGCUUUCCUCGGGCGAACUGGUCACAAUGAGCUUUCCCAGUGGUCAUGCGAUCACUCCAACUAACAUGCUUCAUCCAUAUCUAUCCUUUGUCCAUCCGUUUGUGAACAAAGCUACCCUCACACCGGUUGAUCGCAACGCGUGGCUGGGAUUGAAGGAACGCCGGGCACAGGGACCCCGGUUUGUAAUCGGAGGCGCAGAAGCGAAGAAUCCCUUGAAACGCUUUGAGAAUCGCAAUAUAAUAUCCACUGCUCAUGCUGAUGGAACAAUCCGCCUCUGGGAUGCUGGCCAUGAUGAUGAAAUCGAAAAUGGGGAAGUUAUUCAAGUGGACCUGGCCCGGGCCGUUGGUCGGGUACGUAACGUGGAAGUGACCGAGAUGUCUCUCGCAAGCACUACAGGUGAAUUAUCUGUUGGGCUCCGUAGUGGAGAGCUUGUCGUCUUCCGAUGGGGUAACAAUGCUUCACACGGCAAUGAACAACCUCCCGGUGUCAACCAAGGACCAGGGACUCUGACUCCGGUCACUCAUCGGACGGAUCCCGGUCUCAAGACUGGACUACUACCUUUAACCCUUUUGGAUAUGCAACAGGGCCCCGUCACAGCCCUGAAACAUAGCCCUGUGGGCUUUGUGGCAGCGGGAUUCGAGGGUGGUGGUUUAGUUAUAGUCGACCUGCGCGGUCCUGCAAUCAUCCAUACUGCACAUCUUUCUGAAUUUACCAAGGCUUCGAAACGGGGUAGUUUCCGAAAGACUCGUGGCUCAGAUGAUGCUCCGGCCGAGUGGCCUACAGAAAUUGAAUUUGGCGUGAUGACUUUGGAAGGGGAAGAAUACUCUAGCAUCUGCUGCUUUGUUGGCACGAGCCGAGGAAAUGUGGCAACUUUCAAAAUUCUGCCGGCCUCUAAUGGCACUUACACGGCGUCUUUUGUCGGAUCCUCUGCAGUGGACGAUAAGGUCAUCAGCCUGAUUCCCAUCGAUGCGGAAUCCGGCGGCCGCGCCCUUGCAACACCCAGUGCUGUUGGAGGAUUGCGAAACGGUAUGAAGAUCAAUGGUGUGGUGAUCGCUGUGACUGUCUCGGGCUGUCGGAUCUUUAAGCCCCCGACUGCCAAGGGUGCCUCUAAGACCUGGGACGAUUACCUGUGCGACUCCGCGGCGCUUGUCAAGUCGGAGGGACGGGGCUUCAGUCUGGUUGGUCUAUUUGGUGAUGGCAAUACUCGUGCCUUCUCUAUUCCUGCUCUCAGAGAAAUUGGGUGCAGCAAGAUUAACCACAUUGCCGAUAUGCGCCGACUCUCAGAGGCAUGCAUUACACCCACAGGCAGUGUCAUGACCUGGACUGGUCCUUCGGAGGUUGGAUUGUUCAAUGUCUGGGGGUCUGGGAAUAAAUUGAGUCCGUCACAGGACCGUCUCUACGACCCUGAGAAGAUCAUCCCGACACGGCCAACAAUCACAAACAUCCAGUGGAUCUCCGGGACUCAAUAUAUAUCCCCAGCGGAUAUGGAUAUUCUGAUUGGAGGACCCGAGCGCCCACCGUCCAAGCGCAUGAUCGAACAAAUGAAGCUCGAAGAACAAGAGCGCCGCCAAGCACUCAGAGAAGGCCGUGCACCCCCGCCAGAACCCCAGGGCAAUGACGAAAGCUACUGGUCAUACAUGUCGCGCCAAGUCCAAGAACGCACUGAACGUCUAGGUAUUGCUGGAGACACCAUGGAUCGUUUGGAAGAAAACAGCAGCAACUUCGCCAGCGAUGUCGGCAAGUACGUCCAGACCCAGAAGAGGAAGGCUGUCUUUGGCGUAUUGGGCUCCAAGUUCGGACUCUAG